Molecule: messenger RNA, 915 nt
Organism: Aspergillus ibericus CBS 121593
Lineage: Eukaryota; Fungi; Ascomycota; Eurotiomycetes; Eurotiales; Aspergillaceae
Exons: 2
Coding region: 340-540 (66 amino acids)
Biological process (GO): protein secretion
Source: RefSeq, a predicted model, not a curated record
UAUCUUACAAUGCCAUUGUGGGAAGGUACAGAUGCUACCCUGUAAAUUUUAGACCUUCUCCACCAGGCACCAAUUUAGACUUUCUACCGCAGCAUCAUCAGCCGCUGCACCUCGCCCUUUCAUGCAGGUUAGAGACAGCCACAUAUCCUCAGGCUAGAUACUAUAAUUAUAUCCCACCCAACGAUACAUUCAUUGCCAGCGGCCACUCCAUCCAAUCACGUGACUACAGCUGGACACCUCCAACAGCACCGUUAACAAUAGCAACAUCCAACUCACCUCCCCACCACUACCAGCACCAGUCCAGCACCGAAAGGCAAACCACGCCCAAUUCCGCCCAAAAUGCCCGUCUACCUGAUCUCCAAACUCGCAGACCCCCUCUUCGCCCUAUCCAUCGGUACCUCGGCCGCCCUCCUCCGGAUCCAACGAGACCAGCGCGAGAAGGUCCCCGACCGGGCCAAGGAAGUCACGAUCGGGAGUGUAGUGAGCUUGGGUGCGAGUAGGGUGCGGAGAUGGUGGGCGGGGGAUUUUGAGGGGUUGUGAAACCUCUGCUAUUGAUAGAACAUAAGGGGUGUGUGGUUAUGGGGAUUACUUUGUCGUGGAUGAUGAUGGUGGGUUGAUUAUAACAAGGGUUGAUUGGGGUGUGUAUUGUGAGGAGGGACGUAUGGGUGUAUACUGAAUGAUAGGGUUAUGGGCUUAGGGCGUUUAUGGGGAUAUCCAUGGGUACAUAGUGUAUUAUAUGAUGAUAUUGGUGCUCGGAGAGAGCAUAUCGCUAUGAUUUAUGGGUGAUUGGGUACAGCUUGUGUGGAUUGUUCAUGAGGGGUGGACUUGAAGCUCGCUGCUCUGCCUGUCAAAAUGCUGGUCAGGCCGAACCCAAACAUAAUUCUGAUCAGAAAAGAUGAUUCGAUGAGAGAUUAC